CGGCUGUGGAAAAAAAGCGAAGGUGCCCCGCGGCCCAAGCUUGUCCUUUCCGGGCCGCCGUCGCCUCGCUCCCGAUUGGCCAGGGAGCCCCGCCCUCUGAGGAAAGGGGACGCGUCCCGUGACGUCACCCGAGCCUCCUGGCCGGGGAGCGACCGAUCCGGGAGAGAUCAGAUCAGAGACGGGACACGCCCACCCUGCCGCGUGAUUGGGCAGGGACGGGAAAGGGCUGGCCACGCCCCUUUGGAACGCUCGCGCUUAGACAACCCCAGCUGGAGCACCUGGAGCAGCAGCAGCCGCGAGAACCGCAGAGCCCCCAAGAUAUACCAGUAGAUCCCAGCUGACCUUCUGCUAACCCCUACAGAUCACAUAGAAAUGAAGCAAAUGGUUUGCUCACAGUGGGAAAGUGCAUUUUGAACAUAGGAGCAGGGGAAGUUGAGGAAGCAAUGUUCAACAAAACCUGUGUAGUUUCUGCUCCAGGGAAAGUUAUCCUUCAUGGCGAGCAUGCUGUCGUCCACGGCAAGGUGGCGGUGGCGGUGGCUUUGAACCUGAGAACGUUCCUUCGGAUGACCCUUCGGAAUGAUGGGAAAAUCUCGAUAGAUCUGCCGAAUAUCAGGACCAAGUUAUGUUGGGAAACAUCCGAACUGGAGCCCUUGUUGGUGGCAUUCCCUGCUGACCAGAUUGACUCUCAGCCCCCCAGCCCAGAACAAGUGGAGAAGCUGAAAGAGUUCUCGGGCGUUGCAGAUGGAGCAGCUGCAGCAACCCGCAGCCAGGCCACCGUUGCGUUUCUCUACUUGUACUUAUCCAUUGCAUCUAAAUGCGGGGUCCUUCCGAGCAUGGACAUCUUGGUGUGGUCUGAGCUGCCCACAGGGGCUGGGUUAGGCUCCAGCGCUGCUUAUUCCGUCUGCCUGGCGGGAGCCUUGCUUUCUGGGUGUGGAGUCAUUGGUUACCCUCUGGGGGAGGGCCAGUCUGUAGCAAGGUGGACUGAGGUGGAGUUGGGCUUAAUCAACAGGUGGGCCUUCCGAGGAGAGCAGGUGAUCCACGGGAACCCCUCUGGAGUAGAUAACGCUGUGGGGACCUGGGGUGGAGCAUUGCGAUACCAGUCUGGAAAAAUCUCAUCAUUAAAAAGAGUUCCCACUUUAAGGAUUUUGUUGACCAACACCAAGGUCCCCCGGAGUACCAAGAUCCUGGUCGCAGGAGUUAAAGACAAGCUGCUGAAGUUUCCCGCCAUAAUGGAGCCCGUGUUGACUUCGAUUGACGCCAUUUCCCAGGAAUGUGAAGGUGUCCUCGAAGCUAUGGCUGAACAUUCGUCAGGAGAACACUACGCCAUGCUGGAGGAGCUCAUUGACAUCAACCAGCACCACCUGGAUGCGAUCGGGGUUGGCCAUUCCUCGCUGGACCGCGUCUGUCUGAUCACUGCCUCGCAUGGGCUGCACAGCAAACUGACGGGUGCCGGGGGAGGGGGCUGUGCUAUCACUUUGCUCCGGCCAGAUGUGGCUCCUUCAACGGUGGAAGCCGCCAUCCGAGACCUUGAGGACUGCGGGUUUGCAUGCUGGGAGACGGACAUCGGGGCCCUUGGUGUGUGCGCCCAUUCACCCCCUUCUCUGAAAGCAGAAGUGUUGAAGGCUUUUAGUGGGAUUUAAAGGUGGCGAUGAAGACUCCUCUUCCUUCUGAGAACUGGUUCCCUCGGCCCUUGCUUGGACUGGCACCACAAGUCUUGCUCAAAAUGAUGGGACUUCUGGAGAGUUUGGGUGGCCUGAUUCUUUUACUCGGCCUGUUGGACACUUGAGACGCAGUGCAAGCACUUGAACGGGCCAAGUGGCUGGAUGCUGUGGCAUUCUCCUACUUUGCGUUGCGCUCAGCCUGGAUGGCUAGCACUGGGUGUUAAUGUGUCACUCCUUCUCAUGCUAACUGCAGCAGUGACGUUCUUUUCUGCACUUUUUACACAUGGUCAGGUCCCCUGAUGCUUUUCCACCUGGGUUUGCCCCCCCCCCAUUCUGAUAAGAGUAUACUAA
Rhineura floridana is the source of this 2012-nucleotide messenger RNA. RefSeq names its product mevalonate kinase (gene MVK). Gene Ontology annotation, biological process: isoprenoid biosynthetic process; cholesterol biosynthetic process. The record is from RefSeq and is a predicted model, not a curated record. The coding region runs from base 444 to 1640 and encodes 398 amino acids. NCBI's taxonomy places the organism in Eukaryota, Metazoa, Chordata, Lepidosauria, Squamata, Rhineuridae. Gene Ontology annotation, cellular component: cytoplasm. Gene Ontology annotation, molecular function: mevalonate kinase activity; ATP binding. The transcript has 12 exons.